CCCAACUCAUUAGCCUACUCUCCCACUUCGAAGAGACAGAGACAACGAACCUGAGUGGAACCAAAAAGGAAGUUGCAACACAAUCUUAACUUUUCUAGAGAGAGAGAGAGAGAAAGAGGCCCAUUUGAUUUCAAAUCCUUACUCACUGGUUAUAAUGUGUUGAUUGACUGAUAGAAGGGGGAGUGAGAGACUUGGUCUUCUGUUUUGCUUGUAAAUCUGCACCAGGAGAAGAGGAAAAGAUGGUUGCAAGAACCCCACCCAAGCUGAGAAAGAUGAUGGCACUGGCUCCUCUCAAUCCUGUUCUAGUGAGAGAAACUCUCAAGAAGGUGGACCGGUGCAUGGCGAGACUGGAGGAGCUGCAGUACACGGUGGCCGGUGGGAGAAAAGUGGUGGCCGGUGUGAGUUUGAGCCCUCGCAGCACUCGAGGUUAUAUCAAGACGAGUGUCAGGUGCAAGCAAGAAUCAGUCAGGAUCAAGAAUUCUUCACUGAAAAAAUCUCCAGUGGGCAAGUUUCCUCCAACUGCAGCAGGAGAAUGGCGUAGGAUGUCCUUACCAGCAAUGCUGGUGGGUGAAACAGUGGGAGAAAUUCUCCAAGCUAGCAAAUUUGCUAGAGAAAUUUUAGCUGCUGUUGCUCAUAAACCCAAUCUUGCUGAUGACCCGAAAACUCCGAUGACCCAAUCCAAGAAUCGAAGACUGAUGCAUCACCCCGAAGACUCUGAGCUCAGGACUAGAAGAAAGAGGGAGAAGCAGAACAAGUUGAAAUCGGAACCCAAAUCGCCGACUCUCCAGAGGGCACGGUCGCGCAUCAACUUCAAAGUCUCUCCUCCGAAGCAAAGAGAGAGGGAGAGAGAUAACAACAGAUACAUGGCCAACAGAGUUUCCCCCAGGAACAGGCCUUGGGCUAAGAAGACUGUCCUUUUCCCCAACCCUCUGUUCCUCCCCACAACACCUGCCACAACGCAGAAGUUUUGCAAGACGAGGUCUCCGAUUAUAGCCAAAAAGAUCGUCGAAACUCCGCACAAGUUCUUGAUCAAGUCACCGCACUCGGCUUCCAAGUUGAAAGUCAAGAUCAAGAGCCCGCCGAAAGUUUGUAUCUCCCCGACAAGAGCUUUGAGCUUGAGCAAGAAGUUGCCAAAGCCAUCGACAGCCGCGAAAUUACGGAGGUCUUUCUCGCCUUCAAGAUUGGCAAAUAGAUUGAUGUCCCCGUUGAAGAGCAGGAAAUGCGUGCAAAAGAGCGACAAUGCGUUGAUGAUGAGCGGGCUGAAACAGCGUCCCGCUGUUUCGACGAUGCCAAUCGGAUUGGCUAGUCACAGCAGAAUUCCACUGAGGGGUUAAGUGCUUAUAUUUAUGCACUGGUUGAUGUGAAUAAUAAAGGUUUCUUUCAUCAGAGAAAUGUUCUCAUAGUCCAUUCUUUGUUAUCUCAUCUGCGGGGUACUUUUGUAAAUAACUCAUUUGUUCAUUGU
Rhodamnia argentea is the source of this 1462-nucleotide messenger RNA. RefSeq names its product probable microtubule-binding protein TANGLED. Lineage: Eukaryota; Viridiplantae; Streptophyta; Magnoliopsida; Myrtales; Myrtaceae. Gene Ontology annotation, biological process: regulation of phragmoplast microtubule organization. The transcript is spliced from 4 exons. Bases 240 to 1334 code for a protein of 364 amino acids. The record is from RefSeq and is a predicted model, not a curated record. Gene Ontology annotation, molecular function: microtubule binding.